AUGUUAGUCUCUGCAGUGCUCGCAAUCCUGCUAGGGCUGGCCCAGGCAUCGUCACGGAGAAUACACGAUGUCGAAAUCCUAUCUAUAAGCGCUAUCCAGGUGGAGGACUACACCACGAAUGACCUCUCCAGCAUUGCCCCAACAAAUGUAUCUGCUAUAGAUUUCUGCAAUAUCACAUUGACCGUAACCCACCCGAACGAAGAUGACUUGGUGAUCAUGUCCAUCUGGCUCCCUCCAGUCGACAACUGGAACGGAAACUAUCUCGCCACAGGCGGAGGCGGCCUCAUCGCAGGGUAUUUCGCAUCUAGACAGGGUCCAGGCGUAGCCCUUGGCUAUGCAACAGCCUCAACCGACGCCGGUCUAGCUCACGACACGGUGAAUCGAACAGAAGGAUCGUGGGGGCUUAAACCCGACGGCUCUGCACAUACGGCCCUGCUCACCAAUUUUGCCUAUCGGUCGAUCCAUGAUAUGAAUGUCCUUGGUAAGGCCAUUAUCCGGGAGUAUUAUGGGGUUAAACAUCGUUAUUCGUAUUACCACGGCUGCUCUACUGGUGGGCGUCAGGGGUACCUGUCUGCCAUGUACUAUCCAGAUGACUUUGAUGGGAUUCUGGCUAUCUCUCCGGCUAUCCAUACACCUCAGACUUCUCCAGCGGACUUUUGGCCCUCAGUAGUUAUGGGGAACUCUGUUGCUCCCCCGCAGUGUGUUUUCAAUGCGUAUGAAGCUGCCAUUGUAAAUGCCUGUGAUCAUCUCGACGGAGCUAUGGAUGGGCUGAUAUCUACAUACGAUCCAGACAAAUGCAACUUCGACCCGACAACGCUUGUUGGAAAGUCCAUAGACUGCAGCGACACAAACACAACAAUAACAAUCACUUCAGACCACGCAGAAGUCGUCCGUCAAUGCCUGCAAGGCCCAGCAGACGAGAGCGGGAAAAGGCUAUGGUAUGGAAUCCCACCAGGCGCCAGCUUCAGCGGGCUCGCAAACACAGCGAUAGUCAACGACACCAUCACGGCAAAGCCCUUCGAGGCCGCCGAGGCCUGGAUGAAGUACUUCAUCUUCCAGGAUGCGAAUUACCCUGCUGCCGACAUGACAUACCGAGAUUUUACAGACGCAUUUGCCCUCUCCGUUGAGAAAUUCACGCCCCAGUUUGGAACGCUACAUCCGGAUCUCAAGGGAUUCCGUAAGUCCGGUGCGAAGUUACUCACCUGGCAUGGCCUUGCGGAUGAAUAUAUACCUCCCGCGGGAACGACACUGUUCUAUGAUGCUCUUUUGGAGGAAAUGGGUGGAGUCGACGCGAGUGAGUUCUACCGCGUGUUUCUGGCGCCUGGGGCUGCGCACUGUAGCGGCGGGUAUGGGCCGGUACCGACGAAUCCAUGGGGAGCUCUAGUAUCCUGGGUUGAGAAGGGAGAGGCACCGGAGGUUCUGUUUGCGUCGACUGUGGAUGAAAGUGGGAAGACUGUGUCGCGCAACCUGUGUCCGUAUCCUUCGAAGCUGGUGUAUCGGGGAGGAGAUGUAAACAAGGCAAGCAGCUUUGCAUGCGAAGCUUAAAUAUGGAGUCUUAGAAGUAAAUGGAAUAAUCUUUGUG
Messenger RNA from Aspergillus versicolor CBS 583.65, 1582 nucleotides. RefSeq lists its product as uncharacterized. Bases 1 to 1545 code for a protein of 514 amino acids. Lineage: Eukaryota; Fungi; Ascomycota; Eurotiomycetes; Eurotiales; Aspergillaceae. The transcript has 2 exons. The record is from RefSeq and is a predicted model, not a curated record.